Oncorhynchus masou masou (cherry salmon) is the source of this 9236-nucleotide messenger RNA. Its product is annotated as sorbin and SH3 domain-containing protein 1-like. Gene Ontology annotation, biological process: cell-substrate adhesion. The transcript is spliced from 27 exons. Gene Ontology annotation, cellular component: cytoplasm; nucleus; cell-substrate junction. NCBI's taxonomy places the organism in Eukaryota, Metazoa, Chordata, Actinopteri, Salmoniformes, Salmonidae. The record is from RefSeq and is a predicted model, not a curated record. The coding region runs from base 279 to 4634 and encodes 1451 amino acids. Gene Ontology annotation, molecular function: protein binding.
CUGUCCUCAAGGAGGGAAAGACGCAUGUAUUUGAGCAAGGGGUGAGAUGCGAACCGUGUCGAGGAGAUUAGUGCCUGUGUGAUCGCUGUGGCGACUGUACAUUGUAGCAGAGACCUCACUGCCGCGUGUGGCAGCGAUAUUGAUAAGGAACACUGGAUUGCCACUCUACAAAGGGCUGUCCAACAGGGGGCAGUGUGAGAUUUGACCAAUCCCACACUCCUCCGGUCCCCUCAGGUCCUCGCUGUGUGUCUGCAGUCAGAAUCACCCCUCUGACAAGCAUGAAAGGCUCUCCUGAUCUGAUUCCGUCUGCAGAGCUGGACCCUACAAGGGUGUGUAAAGGGAAGGGGGUCGUGACUCUGAGGGCCACUCUGGUCCACAUAGACGACGAGGACUGCGUCAGUGAAGAAUCAAAUGUUGACACAGCGCCAAGUGGUUGGAUCGGCCAGAUCAAUGGAGACAGCGCUCAAACGGGAUUUGCUGAUGGAGGCUUCCACGACAUCACAGCUGAUUUACCUACAGUCAACAGAACUCAAGCCCAGGGAAGUUCACCUGUGAACACAGAAGAACCCCAGCUUCCUGCCUCUUUUGACAUUCAGAACUAUAUUUCGUUGAGAAAGGCCACCUCUGCCUACCCAUCCGCCACUGGCACUGUCAACCCAACCGUAGUUCUGCUACAACACAACAGAGACCCCACCCCACAGAGGGACAAAUCGCCUGAUCCAGGACCUGUAGUUGGAACAGAGCGAGAACUGAGCCAACACCCAGAUAUGGACGGCAAGAGGAUGAGGUACUCUCAAUCCCAUAUCUUGGGCCCACUGAACCAGCCCAUCGUGCCAGUACGGAACACAGAUAAGUCAAAGGACUGGUACAAGAACAUGUUUAAACAGAUACACAGAAUUCCAGAACCUGUUGAGGAAAACCCAUAUCGCCCCACCUACAUAUUCCCUGAAUCCUAUGAUCCUAGGCAGAUGAAAACAACAGAUGAUGGUCACUCCCCCUAUGGUUAUGUGGAAGAAGUGAAAGCGGUCCCACGAUCAAAAAGUGCCGCUGAAGUUGACCAUAGGCCGUCUAUGCCUGUGCCAACACGGUCCUCUUCCCUCAAACCUGCCAAAAGGAACGACUGGGAGCCCCCUGACAAAAAGGUAGACACCAGGAAGUACCGUGCCGAGCCCAAGAGCAUCUUCGAGUACGAGCCGGGAAAAUCGUCUGUGAUGAAACUGGAGAGAAAGACUCAGCACACUAGUCCAGAAGAUGUAGAUUUAGAGAAUGAGCCUUGGUAUAGAUUCUUUUCAGAGAUGGACUUUGAUAAAGCGAGUGCCCCCUCUUUCAGCCCUCUGGAAACACCCUCCGACCUACAGAAGUACUCCGGGUGUAAGGCCGGACACAGCGAGGUGGAGAAGGACGAAGGCUCGUCUGGCAGCGAGCCAGCGGCUCCAGAAUGCGACCGCUAUGUUUACAAGAGCAUCCUGGAGGGCGGUGAUAUUCCCCUGCAAGGUCUGCGGGCCCUCAACAAGCGCCAUGCCAGUACCUCCUCUAAAGUGGAUUAUCAAGGUGGGAAUGGCUAUAUCAUUUCCCCCUGCUCUUCUGUAAAUAGUCGAUCAGUUCUUGCCAGUAAUGCCCUAGGUUACCAGUGUAAGAAUAAGAAGCCCUUAUCUGCCGCCAAAGGCUGCAUACCCCAAAUCCUCCCCUCUAAGUUCAAACCUAAGCUGAUGGCCCCUGGUGGUGACAGCCAGGACAGGAGGACUGUGCCUGCCAAGCACCCAAAGGCACACAGCUGUGAGGAUAUAUACACAGGGAGCACAGGAGCAGAGGCCCGGGAGAGCGGACUACACUCAAACACAGACUCAGACUCCAAUGAUCUCCCUCUUGACUCUGAGACUGGUUUUCAAAAUGGCAACCCUGAGACUAGAAGGAGCACAGCCGAGUUCUCAACCCUAUACCGGAACAUGCACAGCAUCCAGAGGCCUUCCUACUCGGUGGGCUCCAGCCCCCACGGGAGUGUCCGUAGCCUGACCUCCCUGUUUGAAAAGGUGGGGUUCAAUGAAACUGAUGGGGAGGGGGACGAGGCAGGGGGGAACAAUCCCCGGCGGGACGCUGUGUCGUCAAGGGUAUCUGCGUUUGAACUGAUCAUCCAGCGCUCCAGCUCGACUCCCACACGCUCCUCAUCCAUGCCAACGCUACCCACUGGCCCCACCCACAACCACGGUGCCGCCAACCUCUUCAUGGUGUCUGCCGUCUCAGCUGAGUUGCUGCUGGUCACUGACCCUGGGCAGACUGAGGGCUGCCCUCUGGAGGACACGGAGGGCAAGGCAGCCCAAGACGAGGCCUCUCUAUCAGGCAGCAAGAUAGUGGAGGCGGUGGCAUCCUCGGAGUACAGUGACACCCUGCGAGCCGAGUCUCUCUCUGGGACUGAGAUAGAGAUAGAGCAGCACGGCUCCACAGAGAAAGUACCAAAAGAGAAACCCCCAGUGGUCACUUUCUCCAGAACCUCAAACAGUCCCCCAGCACCAGUCACUCCAUCUGCUCCCUCACACAACUACCACCUCCACAACCACCACCACCAACACCACCACCUUAAACCCAGCAGCAAGUGCAAAGGCUCCUGCCCAGCCUCUUAUACCCGGUUCACCACCAUCCGGCGGCAUGAGAGGCAGCAGCAGGCCUCAGCCCAGCAGGACAAACUCUCCACUCAGGAGAAAAUAAAGAACUCCUCCUCUCUCCCCGCGAACCUCUUGCUCAUGGGCCCUGCACCAUUCAUGGUGAAGAGGUCUCUCCAGUCUCACCGGGCCAAAAAUUAUUUCUCAGCCACUAAGGUGAUGGCAGGUCAAAGGUCACAGACCCAUUCUAGUGAGCCCAGGCCCCUCAUCCCACAGCGUCUCUCUUCCUUGGAGGUGCUGGAGAGGCUUGGCACUGGGGAGGGUGCGCCGACCGGCAGUGACAACAACCUGACUAAUGGGGGAGGCAUGGACGCCAAUGGGAAUCUUCUGCAGCCGCUGGCAGCUCAUCGCAGAGAUUCAGACUCGUCCCAGGCUUUGACCCAAGGAGACCUUGGUGACGGCCAGGAUGAGGUGGUUAGGAGACGCCAUGGAGACAAAGAGAAAAUCCUGGAAGAGCAGCGGAGGCUGAAGAGGGAGCAGGAGGAGGCUGACACAGCAUCGAGGCGACACACAGGAAUCGUUCCCACCCACCACCAGUUCAUCACUAAUGAACGCUUCGGAGACCUGCUCGACAUCAACAUCAACGACACAGACAAGAGGAAAUCCGGAUCAGAGAGAACUCCAGCCCUGGCUCGGUUUGACUUCAGAGCAGAGACUCUAAAGGAGUUGCCAUUUCAAAAGGGAGACAUUGUGUACAUCAUUCGACAGGUGGAUAAUAAUUGGUUCGAAGGGGAGCAUCACGGCAGAGUCGGCAUCUUCCCACGGAGUUAUGUUGAGCUCCUUCCCCCCACGGAAAAGGCCCAGCCAAAGAAGAGUGCCCCAGUGCAGGUGCUGGAGUAUGGAGAGGCCAUAGCCCGUUUCAACUUCACAGGGGACACGGUGGUGGAGAUGUCAUUUAGAAAGGGAGAGAGGAUCAUCCUAAUUCGCAGGGUCGAUGAGAACUGGUACGAGGGCAAGGUCUCCGGUUCCAAUCGCCAGGGUAUCUUCCCCGUCACCUACAUAGAGGUGCACAAACGACCCAGAGUCAGGAAUGGAUUGGAUUAUCCAGACUCGCCCAUUGGCCAAUCACCUCACCGCAGCCUCAAUGCUUCCCCUCAGCUGAACCGUGUCCGUAGCAACCGGCUCAUCUCGUCCCCCCUGUCCCUCCCCCGCUCCCCCCGCCGCUCUGUGUCCCCUGAGGUCCACGCCAUCUCCUCUGAGUGGAUCUCCCUGACCAUAGGGGGUGCCGGCCUCCCUGCUGCCCCAACCCCUCCUCUACCCCCACUCCCCUCUGUGUCUUAUCGCUGGGGCGAGUACCUGCCCCCUUCCAUGUCCGCCAGCCCCGUGCCCCCAAUCUGCGGCAGCCCUUACUGCAUCUCCCCAAUGGCCUCCCCUUCCGCCUCCCCCCUGCCCCCACCCUACCCACCCCGCCCUGGCUCAGCCACCCCUUACCUCACCUUCACCCCUCCCCAGGGGGAGGACUUCCUGCUCUCCCCUCCCUCUCCUCGUCUGUCCCGCAGUCUGAGCCCCUGUGGGGGCGUGGGCCUGGAGAGCUGGCUGACAGGGGCCAGUCCCUUGCGCAUCCUGGACAGGGAUUUGAUGGAGGGGGAGGGGGCAGAGGGAGACAAGGGCACUGGACGCGAAGCCCUGGGCUGCUGGCGAAAUAGCCCUGCAGAGCUGGUGAAGAAUGAGAGUGACUACCAUGGUAGAACCUCCAGGAGCCCUGUCAUGUUGUUUGACAUCCACGACAACAACAUGAAUGCUAACUCAUUUGCGCAACCCCAGUCCCACAGCCCGGAGCCGAGUCGUCUCAGCUGUGGAAUUUUCCAGGCUUUGUACUGUUACGUGCCACAGAAUGAGGAUGAGCUGGAGCUGAAGGAGGGAGAUCUUGUCAGCGUAAUGGAGAAGUGUGACGAUGGCUGGUUUGUUGGUACCUCAAAGAGGACCAAACAGUUUGGCACGUUUCCAGGAAACUACGUGAAAGAGGUCAACUUGUAACCUGUCAACAUACAUUUAUAGUGUGAGGAGAACCCAGCUCUAACCCGUGGUUACCAUUCAAGUAUUUGGGAAGGCAUUACUAUUGCGCUUGAUUGUUUCAAUUAGGAAAGUCAUUCAGCCAGGUGAAUAUGUUUGUCUGGUGUAAGUGAUCAGUUUGGUGUGAGGUAUGUUGAUGUACAUGAGGCGAAGACAGGAGGAAGCUUUGCUGUUGACCCACUGCCCAAACGUCAGUGUGGUGUAGACGUACUCCAACCAUAUCCUACACAGUACAUGGGCUGAAUUUAUAAUAUCCUAUUCUGACUAUAGAACUUUUAGUUUAAAAAAAAUCCUCCCAAAAUGUCAGCACAUACAGACUACGUUAUAAAAUGAGUUUACAAAACAUUAUGAACACCAGAUUUUUCCAUGACAUAGACUGACCAGGUGAAUCCAGGUGAAAGCUAUGAUCCCUUAUUGAUGUCACUUGUUAAAUCCACUUCACAUCAGUGUAGAUGAAGGGGAGGAGACAGGUUAAAGAAGCAUUUUUAAUCCUUGAGACAAUUGAGACAUGGAUUGUGUAUGUGUGCCAUUCAGAGGGUGAAUGGGCAAGACAAAAGAUUUAAGUGCCUUUGAACAGGGUAUGGUAGUAGGUGCCAGGCGGACCGGUUUGUGUCAAGAACUGCAACGCUGCUGGGAUUCUUAAUGCUCAAUCUGUUUCCCGUGUGUUUCACGAAUGGUCUAUCACCCAAAGGACAUCCAGCCAACUUAACACAACUGUGGGAGGCAUUGGAGUCAAUAUGGGCCAGCAUCCCUGUGGAACGCUUUCAACAUGUCCCAACUCAAUAUUAGGAAGGUGUUCUUACUGUUUUGUACACUCAGUCAGUAUUCUUGUACAGUAUAUAUAGUAGCUGCGGUGUAUCAUUGUGAUUGUUAACUACUAUACAAAGUAUUUUUGAAGAGCAUGAGUGUCUAUCUACAGUAUAUGGGGGGUCAGCAGCAGAGCAGUUCAUGGAUCAAGAGAGUGGAUCUUAUAACUACCAUGAUGGUAUACGAGGAUACAUACAUCUGAAGGUCGACAUGACAUGCUAAGUCGUCUAGAAGACUCAUGUUUUUCCGAGGAAAACCCAGUAACUAGUAUUGUUAGACAUACCAUGGAAGUAUCAGGCUGUAUGUGAUGGCACAUACUUGGACAGGGUCCAACAAACCAUAUUCCUUGAUUCGAAUUUUGAAAACCCAUUAACCUGACAGUGAACUUCUAAAUUAAAAAAAAAAAAAAGUAGAAUCGUGGAAUGGCUUGGUUUCAUUAGCUCAGAAUGCACUGAAAACUAUAAAGCCAUGUUUGUGACAAUGUAGUCAAUGUAGGCUUGUAGUCUUCCUAAAAUAGCCGGGCGUUCUUACCUCAGUGUAGUCCAAAAGCUUCCAAUGCCGUUUUAGUAUUGCCUUUGUUUUCUAACCAAGGUGUGUCCUAUAAUUCGAGCAUGUUUGUGUGCAUGAUAGAAAUCUGGAAAUGCUCAAACACGUUAGCUAAUAUGAGCUCAGCUUUCUGUCAGCUGAAGUGAUUAACACAAUCAGGAAGACUGGUUGUGCUAUGUACAUACCUGAUUAAGACAGAUCGUGCAUGUGUAUGAAGGCGUGUACGUGCAAGCAAGCUUUUAUGCCUAUGUGUCACACCUAUGUGUCACACAUCUCUUAUCAAAAAAUGAUUUUCUGUCAUCUUGUACAGCAUAUCUGUCCAGUAAAAUUAGAAGUAACAUUAGCUGUCUGAUCUUUGGUGAUUCCUGUGAGGUAGCUUGGUGGCAGCUAUACUGGCUCCAGUGAAACCGCAGGACAGGCGUGGUGUGCCACUCUUUUUAAAGCACUUAACUUCCGCCCCGAGGUCAUUUUUGAACUUUCUCCUCACACUAAUUAAUUUGAAGUUUAAAAAGGCCUUUCGUGAACUAACACUCGCACUUUACUUUUUUUCCCCCCUUACUAGCGCUGACUUUGCUGAUAGCUACUUUAUUGAGGAAAAAUGUACUUACUAUGACUGUGAUGUGUGGUUGACCCACCUAGCUAUCUUAAGAUGAAUGCACUAACUGUAAGUCGCUCUGGAUAAGAGUGUCUGCUAAAUGAUUAAAAUGUAAAUGUAACUCUUUGUUUGAGUAACGAUUGAUUUUAAUUUGUGAGCAUUUUACAUUUGACAAAUUAUAUAUCCCAAUAUUGUUGGAUACAGGGGCCUUUUAUACACAGUAGACUAUGUGUAGCCUCAGUGUAACAUCUGAGAGUGCUAAGCUAUUUAAAAGCAUUAAACUACAUCAAUGCCAUUAUUAUUUUGAGGCCAGCAGGUACAACCAGAAAAACAUUACUCAUUAUCUUUGAGCUGGAUUGCUCCCUCAGUGAAGAUUGCUUUGAAUUUGCAUAUCAACGCAUUGAAACAGUCUUCCUGUGAGGACAGAGGUCCUCAAUCUGAGAGCUACAUCAGAUCACUACGCCGGUAACAGCCACCAUAUGUCAGAAUAUAUCCUGAAAACGUAGCGGAUUGAAAUAAGAAUGUAUUGUGUUGUGGCAGCUCUACUUUCUUCUCUCUUACUUUGUGCGUAUCAAAUUAUUCCUCCUUAUGCCUCACUGCUAUGCGUUCUUCGAAGGAAUCCUCAAUGUCAUGAGUGACAGUAGACUGGGUUCACGAGGCCAAUAGAAUUGAAAUGUGUUUCUAAGACAAAAAGAAGUAUAUCUGUCAUAAGACUAUCAACAUCUAACUAGUAUUAUUACCUUUAUAGUAAUACUUCAUCUACUUAAUGAUGACUUAUGUUAAAUAUCGUUUAAAGCUAUUAAUGCCAUGUUCACAUUGUCAGUUUGAAGUGACUAAAAUCCUAUUUAUUUGCAUAUCCGAUUCAAAUCUUUUCUUUGUCCUGCAGUCUGAACAGCCAAAAACCACAUGGAAUCUUGAUAUUUCUAGCCACCUUUCGAAUGUGGUUUGAAGUCAGAUACAUAUCUGAUUCCUGGCCAUGUAACUUGUGUCUUAAUGUUGAAUCUGAUUUAUUUGCCCCCAAAGUGGUUUUUAGACUGUUAUGUGGCAUAUCUUGUUGCUUGCUAGCUACUUUGUUGACCGUUUGACAAGAACAUGUGGUAACUAACUAGUUAACUUGUUAAUUGUUUACAAACAAAUGAGUGAAUGUUCUAGAAAGCUUAAACAGCUACCUAGCUAGGUAGUUGGCUGCUGUGGCGAGCCCCAAAAAAAUCAUUUGUUUUGAAAGUUGCAUCAUCUUAUCCUUUGAGGCUUUAAACGUGUUCUUACACUGUAACUUUUAAGCAUUCAAAGUAACUGGGAAACGUCCAUGUCAGGAAUUGUUAUCAACUUAGCUUGCUACAUAGCUUCUGAGUGAUAGGAAGCACGAGCACCACCACCAAUCAGCCUACACCACUGAGCACACACCAUCAUUACUAUGACAACUAGCGUAGCCAUGUCAGCAAAUGACUGCCAUCUGAACACACACACACAUCCGAUCUGAACUGAUAUGAGCAUUGAGGCUUUAGUGGCUGCCACCUAUCAUGUUUACCUUGUGAGAUAUUUAAGUACAGUUCUGCCUGUUUACUCAUCUGUCAGUUGUACUUGAAAAGGAAUAGAAGCUUCACUCUGUCAAGCUGUUACAGUGUUUGUCAUUGACAUGAGACAGUUACAACACCCGAACAUUCAACAUCAUUGAUUUUCCCUAGCUUGUUAACUGCCAAUUGCCAACAUUGAUGAGAAUAUAGUCUUGUGUGACAGUUGUUUUAACGAAACCAGUUACAUUGUUACAUUACAGAAUAAGGUCAAGGGACAAUCGAGUACGGAGAGGUCUGUUCCAUGUCACACUGACUGUACGAUAGACUUUGGCAACAAGCAAUCACUCUUCUUGUGGUAUCAUAUCAUAGCCUCACAAGUCCGUGUAAAAUGUUGAUGGGAUAAUGUGCUCCGCGAAACAUCGCAGGAUGUAUGAAUGUAUGAUUGUGGAGUACUGUAUAACACUAACAAGGAUCAAUGCUGUCAGCUUGAAUGAACAUGUAAAACAUUAAACAGCCUGGCACAAUAAGAAUUGUAAAUAUGUAUAAUAAAGAAGUAUGGAAUGCAAGAGAUGGGAAAAGUCACAUGAAGCUCUCUGUUGUUCCCGAGGGAUUUUUGGGGGGGCAAAGCACAGAGUGAAGAGUUAUUGAGCACAGACCGUUUUGAUGCAUAUGAUGCAACGUUGCGCUGCCAUUUGAUGAGGAUCGUAAGGCCCUUAUGUCAGAUGCAAAUUGUGCCUCAUUUUCAUUAGCUUUUAUUGAUUAUCACAGAAAUGUAUCCAUAUGUCAUAUUUAAGGAUAUUACUAUUGUUUUCCCCGUUGUUUUUUUAGUAUUUGUGAUGGGAGAAGACAUGUACUAAAGAACAUGAUAGCUACUGGAUUAAGUGUGACACAACGCUUCAAAUAAAUUAUUAAUCAUCAUAACUGUGUUCAUUAGUUUUCCCGAGACGCUCAACCUGCAACAGGAUUUGUUUGUUUGCUUAUUUGUUUUGCGGUGCUGUUACCAUGUCAAUAUUAAAAUGAAGACAACACUAUUUGCUGCUGUGAUAUUAUUAUUGAUAUUUCGGUAUUAUGCAAUAUUUAAUAAACUAUAUAAAGCAUCCUGAA